Brenthis ino (lesser marbled fritillary) is the source of this 2067-nucleotide messenger RNA. NCBI's taxonomy places the organism in Eukaryota, Metazoa, Arthropoda, Insecta, Lepidoptera, Nymphalidae. The record is from the annotation of a GenBank genome assembly.
AUGAUAUCUACAUGCUUAUUUAUAUUACUUCUAGUCGCUAAAGAUUGUUCUAGUCAAGAUGACACAGGACCCUACAGGGGAAAAUAUAUAGGAAAGUUAAAUUCUUAUCACCAUCAGGUGUCAGGUGAAGUGUAUGCAAUAGAUGAUUGGACAAUUGUAAUAGUUGAUUUCAACUAUGAUGGUACAGGGGAUGACACAUUCUUCUGGGCUGGAGACUCUGGUCGUCCCGGACCUUUGGGCUUCAUUGUUCCAGAUCAGAACGGCAAGACCAACAUCCUGGAGCGCUACAACAACGAGGAGGUGCGGCUGCGGCUGCCGGAGGGCAAGCGCGUGUCGCGCGUCACGUGGCUGGCCGUGUACGACCUGGCGUCGCAGAACGCGUUCGGCGACGUGUACGUGCCCGAGCAGUUCGAGGCGCCGGCGCCGCGCGCGCUCACGCCGCUCGUGCCCGCGCCCGCCGCCGCCGCGCGCGUCGCCAGCAAGCCCGUGCUCUUCCUCGACGCCAACACCUUCAUAAUCCCGGAGUUCCACUUCGACGGCAGCGGACCCGACGAGGAGGUGUACUUCUGGACCGGCGUGGGCCCGCAACCCUCCUCGCGCGGCUUCAAGAUACCCGACGAGGACGGAUACCUGGAGCCGGUGCGCGCGUACUCGGGCGCGGACGUGCGGCUGUCGCUGCCGGGCGCGCGCAGCGUGUUCGAGGUGGACUGGGUGGCGCUGUGGGACGCGCGCGCGCGCCGCGCGCUGGCCGCCGCGCUCGUGCCUGACGCGCUCAACGUGCCGCCCGCGCGCGCGCGCCGCCACGCGCACCGCGCCGCGCUGCCGCGCUGCCGGCAGCUGCACCGCGACCUGCAGGUGGCCUGGGAGCUGUUCGGCAGCCAGCUCACCGUGCAGCUGGCGGGCGCCGUGGCCGAGCACGAGUACAUGGCCUUCGGCGUGUCAGGCUCGGCGACGCGCUCCGCCAUGCUGGGCGCGGACGUGGCGGUGGCGCGCUGGGACGCGCGCUCGCGCCGCGGGCUGGCGGGCGACUACAACGUGUCGGCGACGGCGCCGUGCGUGCAGGUGCUGGGCCGCUGGGCCGGCGUGUGCCGCGACGACGCGCUCGGCGGCCUCGACUCCAACCAGGUGUUCAGCGCCUCGCGCGAGGACGGCCUCACCGUCGUCAGCUACCGCCGCUCGCUGCAGCCGGCGGAGGACAUGGACCGCGAGUGGCCCACGGAGCGCGCCGCGUUCGUGGUGUGGGCCGUGGGCGCGCUGGACCACGCCGGCGAGCCCGCCUACCACCGCCUGCGCCCCGCCGCCGACGUGCAGCUCGUGCUGGCCGGCGCCGCCGCCGACCACGGCGACGACUGCUUCGACUUCGUCAUAGAGGAGCGGCCGCAGCCGGCGGCGUGGGAGCGCGCCGAGCUGUUCGACCCCGCGCUGCGCGUGUUCCGCAUGACGCUGGGGCCGGCGGGCGGCGCGCGCGGGCUGGCGGCGCGCGGCGCGGGCGCGGCGCCGCAGCUGGCGUGGUACGUGAACGGGCAGCUGGCGCCUGAUCUGCAGCUGCGACGUGGCCUCGCCUACACGUUCCUGGUGAGCGGCGGCGCCGACCCGCACUCGGCCACGCUGUACCACCCGCUGGUGCUGGGCGCGGCGCCGCACGGCGGGCUGGAGCGCCUGCGCGACGCGGAGCAGCGCGCGGCGGCGGCGCGGCUGCUGGCGGGCGCGCGGCUGGGCCGGCGCGGGCGCGCCCUGCCGGCGGCGGCGGGCGCGCUGUGCCUGGGCGCGCCGCCGCCCGCCGCGGACCCGCGCCGCGCGCCGCCCGACAGCUUCCGCGCGUACAACCGGUCGCUGGCGUGGCGCUGCGAGCCCGGCGCGCCGGCGCGCCUCACCGUCACGCCCAACUCCUCGUGGCCGGACCGCGUCUACUACAACUCCUUCACGCACGCAGACAUGGGCGGGCGCAUCUUCGUGGUGGACCGCCACCGCCGCAACAUCGCGCGCGCCGCCGCCGCGCGCCCGCCCGCCCCCGCCUCCGCCGCCGCCGCGCUCGCCGCCCUGCUGCUCGCCGCACUCUACAGGAUA